AUGGCUAAAGGACGAGUGCUUGUUAUUGCCGGCUCAGAUAGUUCCGGGGGAGCUGGACUGGAAGCAGACCAGAAAGUCAUCGCAGCCCAUGAUUGCUAUGCCAUGACUGCUACGACUGCUUUGACAGCCCAGAACACCCUCGGAGUCAUCGAUAUACAUUGCACCCCUCCAGAGUUCGUCAAGAAGUUGAUCGACGCAUCUGUCACUGACAUCGGCGUCGAUGUUGUGAAGACUGGAAUGCUUGCUUCAGCCGAGACUAUCAGGAUUGUGGCAGACUCGAUCAGAGAACACCACGUGACUAAAGCUGUCAUCGAUCCUGUAAUGGUAUCAACCAGUGGUCAUCAGCUUCUACCCCCAGAAGCUGUGUGGGAACUUUGCGAGCAUCUCCUUCCCAUCGCUACAAUUCUCACCCCGAACGUGCCGGAAGCAUUGCUGCUGCUUUCCGCCAGAGGCAACCCCACAGCUCAACCCAAGAACGUGGAAGAUUUGAUCACCAUUGCCAAAGCCGUGCAGGCUCUCGGGCCGAAGUACGUGCUGGUGAAGGGGGGUCAUCUACCAUUCAAAAAGGAUGGCAGUGUAGCAACAACGGACGCUGAAAAGGAGCUGAUGAUCGAUAUUCUCUACGGCGAAGACGAGGUGACGAAAAUAGAAAAGCCGUACCAGGUAUCGAAGAAUACCCACGCUGCUGUUGCAUCCAAUCUUGCGAAUCGAUUGAGUAUGGUGCAAGCGGUGAAGAGAGCCUGCGCAUACGUUGAAGCGGGUAUCAAGACCUCCACGGACCUUGGACAAGGGAAUGGGCCGAUCAACCACUUCCAUUCAACGUACACCUUGCCAUUUACACCUAAUCGCUUUCUAGAGUAUGUUCUAGAACGGCCAGAUGUUCAAGAGCCUUGGAAAGAACACACUGAGCAUGCCUUUGUCGCUGGGCUUGGUGACGGUACACUGCCUGUGGAAUCUUUCAAAUACUACCUCAUUCAGGACUAUCUGUUUUUGGUUCAAUUUGCCAGAGCCAACUCCUUGGCCGCUUACAAGGCCAAGACAAUCGCAGACAUCGCAGCGGCUGCCAAGAUCGUAGGCCAUAUCUAUCAUGAAAUGGGACUGCACAUCACCUAUUGCAAAGAAUUUGGCGUUACGAGAGAAGAAAUAGAGGCAACAGAAGAAAGUCAGGCAUGUACCGCUUACACAAGAUACGUCCUCGACAUCGGGCAAUCGCAAGACUGGUUUGCCCUUCAAAUUGCCUUGGCACCAUGCUUGAUCGGCUACGGCGUCAUUGCUAAACGCCUCCAUGCAGACCCCAAAACAAAACGUGAUGGAAACAUAUACUGGAAAUGGAUACAGAAUUAUGUUGCUGAUGACUACGUGGAAGCAGUGGAUACUGGAUCUGCAACAAUCGAAAGGAAUGCGGUUUUACAGUCACCAAGUAGGAUCGAGGAGCUGGUCAAAAUAUUCAUCCAUGCAACGAGAAUGGAAACAGGCUUCUGGGAUAUGGGUGCUGGGCAUGUGUAG
Molecule: messenger RNA, 1506 nt
Organism: Drepanopeziza brunnea f. sp. 'multigermtubi' MB_m1
Lineage: Eukaryota; Fungi; Ascomycota; Leotiomycetes; Helotiales; Drepanopezizaceae
Source: RefSeq, a predicted model, not a curated record